GCAGAAAAGCUAAAUUCAGCACUUGUUUGGCCAGUAAGUUACUUUUGCUGUGUUGUGUGCAUGAUGUCGAUGAGCUCGAGCAGCUCUCCGUGUUCCGUGCUCGUUGCCCUGAGGGCCUCUAGUAAGGGAAAACUCUCCUACAGAUCGCCAUUGGACAGUGACAUGCCACCAGCAGCCAAACUGGAGUUCUUGAACCAAUUGACAUCAUCUCCACCUAUGUCCCCUGAGGCUAUAAAGAUAAUCGAGGAACGGACCAAGCGACUGUCUCUCACAAAUCACACACCCUCACCUACAGUCCACACCACACACCGCACACCAACGCCAUCUUCCUCUCGUCAAACAUCCAGAGGGUAUAGCCUCAACUUUGAAGAGGUAGACUACGAUUUAGACGAUUCCGCCAACGUCACGACCACCAGUCUUGGGAUAUCACAUGUGGCCGUCCAAGGGGACUCCCCUAGUGCCGUGCCAACCGAGCAUUCGUUGCUGGAGGACAUGCAACAAGAAUUUGAUGAAGAAGUCAAGUCCAUUGAUGAUCGUCUCUUGGAGGAGAUGAACGAAAACAUCAGAUAUCGGCGGAUCAUGUUUGAGAGGAAGAUUGAGGACAUACGAGUGUUUGCCAUGGAGAAGAUGGCGGAGAUGGAGAGCAACAGAGAGAGGAUGUGGGAACAGGACGAGAUGAUUAGAAGGGCACAAGAAGAGAUAAAAGAGCACCAGAUUGCUCAGAAGCAGAGGGCCCUCGAAGAGGACUACAAACACCAAGCAGAGGUCAUGGAGGCUAAGCUGAAGUCUGGCGAAGAACAGAAGAAGAUCAUUGAGAAAAGAGCUGUUGAGAAGCUGAUGACUCAGUGCCACGAUUUACUUGAUGCCGCGUCUCAUACCGAGACCAAAUUCACGGUUUUACUGAAGUCCUGUUCCCAUACCCAGUUCCUGGAUCAGAACGUGGUCAACAAAGUGAGAGAGGGAGUGGCAGCUCUCAACCAAGUCAAGACCCAACUUUCCAAGGAGAUGAAAUCUGGCCACCCAGACCAGAAAAAAGUGUCCCAGUGCCGUGCCCAGCUGACUGCCGUUAACCCGAUACUAGCUGAGCUCAAGGCAUCAGUUGACCAGGCGAAUCAGUACGGGGAGAUAGAGGUCAAGAAACAACAGAGUCUCCUCGAGGCAGCUGCCAAGAAAUUAGAGGCUGAGCGUUUGGCUAAAACGGCCGAGGAACAGACUAGGGAUGCUGAGAGGAGGAAAAACGAAGAGAAGAAGAAGCAGGACGCAAAAGACGGGAAGAAAAAAGAUGACGGAAAAACGAUUGGAGGAGACAUUUCUGGAUUGCAAAUCCCCAAGUCUAUGAUCGAAACAUACAGUGCCCUCCAUGACCUCCACACGUGCACAAUGGCUACGACCACCUCUCUCACUAGCACACAGGACCGAGGGCUGAAAAUGUAUCGUUUUGACCUACAAAAGGCGGUGACCGGAACCAUCAACUCCGUCUCCUCCAACAGUGGACAAGACCUCAUCGGAAAGAUUAUUCAUUUAAAGAAACUCUUCUCAGGACAGCCAGUACAGGUUGGCACCAAGACCAUCAACAUUGGAGCCCACCCUGAUGCAAAGAUCUACUGUGUAAACCUGCUCGCUGCCAAGAUGAUCAAACAAGGGGAGGAUCAAAUAGCCUCCAGUGCACAGGCUGCGUUUCCCCUGGCAGCACUGGCCGUGGGAAUGUGGACUGAGUUUAAAGAAAUCGGGCAUCACCUUCUGGCACAUUUCUACUCUGUGUGUCCGGUUUUGGUUCCAAUGUAUGUGAACCGGACCAAGGAUAUGAGUGAAGCGGAGUACAUGAAGUCCCUUGGCUACAACGUGUCCAAGGAUGGAGUGGUUGAGAGCAAUGACCUCUUCCUCAACAGAGUACGAGGCACAGUCCGUUUCUACGCGGCCAUCAUUCAGACCCCUCAGCUGCCCACCAGUUCCACCCCACCCCCUCAUCCCCAUGGACUGGAACACGGCUGGAUGUGGUUGGCCAGAAUGCUCAAUUUGGAGCCACACCCAGUCGUAACUGCAGCUGCACUUGGAGAUUUUCUAGAGAUCGCUGGUCACGCUCUGAUGAAGAAGUACACCAAACAAUUCCAGAAACUAUUGUUUGUACUCUGGAAAGAGUUCAUUCCAAAGAUUGAGAAGAUCACUCCGGUAGCAGACAGGGGACCGCUUGCCAGACUCAAACUGUUUAUAGAGGGGUGUAUAUCUGCUGGCAAGAUUCCUGAACCCAAAGGCUACCUCACUAACGAAUUCUGGAGAACUAAAUCACAAGGAAUUGCUAUAGCUUAACAUUAUAUUUGGUUUGUGCAUCUCAUUCUGUACAUGUUGAUCAGUACUCUUUCCUGUAUACCCUUUCCAUGUACCAUUCAUUACUUCUUCAAUCUGUCAUGAUAUGAUAAUUAUCUGUUUA
Messenger RNA from Halichondria panicea, 2428 nucleotides. RefSeq names its product mRNA export factor GLE1-like. The transcript has 13 exons. Lineage: Eukaryota; Metazoa; Porifera; Demospongiae; Suberitida; Halichondriidae. The record is from RefSeq and is a predicted model, not a curated record. The coding region runs from base 61 to 2307 and encodes 748 amino acids. Gene Ontology annotation, cellular component: cytoplasm; nuclear pore; nuclear pore cytoplasmic filaments. Gene Ontology annotation, molecular function: phospholipid binding; translation initiation factor binding; inositol hexakisphosphate binding. Gene Ontology annotation, biological process: poly(A)+ mRNA export from nucleus.